AUGAUCACCUCGACCUUCUGUCUCUUGGUAGCUGCGACCAUUGCUACUGUUCUCUCGGCUGACUCGAAUCCUGAGUAUGUCAAACAGUGUUCGAGAAGCGAUCCGAAGCUGAAAUCAUGCUUGAUCAAUGCACUGCACCAUCUGAGACCGUACUUGAGCGUCGGGAUACCGGAAAUCGAGCUGCCUUCCGUCGAACCGUUUCGCAUGGACGAGCUGACUCUCUCCCUGACAGGUGGUACAAACGGUUACAAGGUCCAACUGCGUGAACUGUUCGUAAGGGGAGCAAGCAACUAUACCGUGGAGGACAUUAAACUCGGCUCACCCUUCGAAGCCAUUGUACGAAUGCCAGCCCUCAUCUUGGACGCGCAUUAUUCCAGUUCAGGGGUGCUAAUUAUCCUACCUGCCAGUGGAAAUGGUACCUUCCACGCGCGAUUCGACGAUGUCAAGGCUCUAGUUAAAGGUACCGUUUCCACGAACGUGAGGGAUGGAAAGACGUACCUCAACGUGGAGAACCUUGACGUUGUCCUGGAUGUGAAGAACGUGCAGAUGAGGGUCCGCAAGAUUUUUAAUAACAAUCGAAUCCUUACCGAGGCAACCAACCUGUUCCUACGCGAAAACGGACAGGAAGUGUUGAAAGUGAUGGAACCACAGCUGAAGAGGAAGCUCUCUGUACUCUUCGCUGGGAUCGUCAAUCAAUUGUUACGUCACGUGCCAGUAGAAGUCUACCUGCUGCCUUGA
Molecule: messenger RNA, 738 nt
Organism: Eufriesea mexicana
Lineage: Eukaryota; Metazoa; Arthropoda; Insecta; Hymenoptera; Apidae
Product: Juvenile hormone binding protein 1
Exons: 5
Coding region: 1-738 (245 amino acids)
Biological process (GO): multicellular organismal reproductive process
Source: RefSeq, a predicted model, not a curated record